Messenger RNA from Rotaria sp. Silwood2, 1389 nucleotides. The record is from the annotation of a GenBank genome assembly. NCBI's taxonomy places the organism in Eukaryota, Metazoa, Rotifera, Eurotatoria, Philodinida, Philodinidae.
AUGGCUACCAGUGAGACUCAUCCAAUAUUUUCUGCAUUGUCUGCUGAUGAUGCUGAAAAUCAAUUGACCGAAAUGGAAUCACUGUGUAUGAAUUGUUAUGAAAAAGGACAUACACGUCUAUUAUUAACACUUAUUCCAUAUUAUAAAGAGGUUAUACUUAGUUCAUUUGAAUGUGAUACAUGUCAUUUUAAAAAUAAUGAUAUACAACCAGCACAACGUCUCGAACCUUACGGAGUAUUAAUUAAUGUUCAUGUUAUUAAUACUAAAGAUUUUAAUCGACAAGUUGUUAGAUCAUCUUAUGGAAUAAUUCGAAUCAAAGAAUUAGAUUUUGAACAAGCACCAUAUGGUGCAAAUGGUCUAAUAACAACGAUUGAAGGAGUUUUUGAUUCAAUAAUUGAAAAUAUAAAUAAAACAAUUAAACAAAUUGAAGAAACAAUUGAUGAAAUUCGUAAAAAUCCAAUAGAAAAUCCUACAAAUGAUAAUGAUGAACAAAAUAUUUCACAAUUUGAACAACAAAAACAAAAGUUAUAUGAAUUUAUUAAUCGUGUUGAAUCAUUGAAAACUUUAUCAGAAACAUUUCAUUUUGAACUUGACGAUCCAAGUGGUAAUAGUUUUAUUGAAAAUCCCAACGCACCAUAUCGUGAUGAAGAAAUGAAAAUAAAAAAGUAUCGACGAACAUCAGAACAAGAUACACUUUUAGGUAUCACUGAAGAAACAACAGAAAAUGAAUCAACAUUAGAAAAAUCUGAUGAUGUUAAAGAUGAAGUACUUAUUUUUAAAACAAAUUGUCCUUCUUGUGAUUCACCAUGUGAUACAAAUAUGAAAGUAACAGAAAUACCAUAUUUUAAAGAAAUUAUUGUUAUGGCAACAUCAUGUGAUGUUUGUGGACAUAAAUCAAAUGAAGUUAAAUCUGGUACAGGUAUUGCACCUCAAGGUAUUCGAUAUCAUUUAAUUAUGAAUGAUUCAAUGGAUUUAAAUCGAGAUAUAUUAGUUUCUGAAACAUCAUCAUUAUCCAUACCUGAUCUAGAUUUUGAAAUAUCAUCAUCAAGAUCAAUUGGUGGAAAAUUUACAACAGUUGAAGGAAUUCUGACAACAUUAAAAUCUCAAUUAACAAGUGUUAUUAUGCCAUUUAGUGGUGGAGAUAGUCAUGAUCCAAAUAAUGAUGAGAAUAAAAUGACAUUAUUUAUAAAUGAUAUUUCAGCAGUAAUUACUGGAGAAAAAUUUGUUACCAUUGUUUUAGAUGAUCCAGCUGGAAAUUGUUAUUUACAAAAUAUUUGUGCACCUGAACCUGAUCCACAAUUAAUUGUUGAACAUUAUGAGCGUACAGAUGAACAAAAUGAAUCAUUAGGAUUAAAAGAUAUGAAUGUUGAGAAUUAUACAGAUUCUUGA